Lactuca saligna is the source of this 1149-nucleotide messenger RNA. NCBI's taxonomy places the organism in Eukaryota, Viridiplantae, Streptophyta, Magnoliopsida, Asterales, Asteraceae. The record is from the annotation of a GenBank genome assembly.
GAUGUCAUUAUUCUGGACUGUCCUUUGGGCAAAGAAAGCAUAAUAGUUGGGCCUUGUGAAUGAAAUUCAAGAGAAGGCCAGCGAUAUGCUAAUACCCUAAAACUCUAAAACCCUUUUCCUAUCAGUAUCCUUCAAUUCUACCUGCGCAGGUGGGAAUUAAGCCAAAAAUACAGGUGAUUUGCCAAAGGAGAGCUCAAGCGAGCUGCUACAAUGGUGAAAAUCUCAAGACCUACGAGUAACAAUGACAGUGCCGCUAAGAAGAAGAAGAAUAAGAAGAAAAUCAAUCCUAAUGCCAUAGCCAUGAAAGUCAAAGCUCCAGUAGCAAAACCUAACCCUUUUGAAACCAUCUGGUCUCGUCGCAAAUUUGAUAUCCUCGGCAAGAAACGCAAAGGAGAAGAACGCCGUAUUGGCCUCGCUCGCUCCAUCGCUAUCGAAAAGAGAAAGAAAACAUUGCUGAAGGAUUACGAGCGGAGUGGUAAGUCAUCGGUGUUUGUUGAUAAGCGGAUUGGGGAGCAAAAUGAGGAGCUUGGUGAGUUUGAUAAGGCUAUCCUCAGAUCUCAACGAGAAAUGCGGGUGAAGCUUAGCAAGAAAAGCAAGUAUAAUCUAUCUGAUGGAGAAGAAGAUGAGUUUGAGAUUCAAGAUGACAGAUUGUAUCCUGAAAGAGACGAUUUUGAGGAUGAAGUACCAUUUGAUGAGGAAGAUGGAGAUGCAACAGAGGCUGAGAAAAGGUCUCUCAUAUUAAAGCAGCUUAGUGCCAAUGGCACCCCUAGUGCUCAUGGAACUGGAGUUGAAGGAGAAGAAAAUAGGCAAAAGACUAAAAAGGAGGUUUAUGAUGAGAUAAUAUCAAAGAGCAAAUUCUUCAAGGCAGAGAAAGCUAAGGAUAAGGAAGAAAAUGACCAAUUAAUCAAAAAAUUGGAUGAACAAUUUACAUCUUUGUCCUCCAAAUCCAUAUCUAACCAAAUGAAUGUUGUGAAUGAUGUUACAAGCAAAAACAUUAUGAAUAUGAAUUCUAGUAAAGUUGAAACUGAUCAGGGGCAAGAUGAUGAUUAUGAUAAACUACUUAAUGUCAUGGUGCUGGAUAUGCGGGCCGCCCAUCAAAUAGGACAAAAACUCCUGAAGAAAUUGCACAAGAAGAAAAAGAAAGACUAG